GCAGUAGGAGCUGUGAUGGUGAAGCAGAGAGGGGGUGAAGUGAUGAUGAGAGGAGUGGCACACUUCACUAAAACUUCCCGGAGUGACGCUGGCCGCCGCUCCUCCCCGUUAACAGCGAGGAAACAAAGUUCCCCUCUUCUGAUUUUUAAUCCUCCAGAUGUGGCGACAGUUUGACGAACAUACUCUUCAAGCGACAGAGAAAGUUUGGACAUGAGAGCACUGAACUGGUAGAAAAGUUCAAUCUUUUUCCGCAAAGCGCGAGGCAUCAUGACGCUGCGCCCCGGCGUCUCUCUGUGGGCUCUGCUGCUCCUCAGCGCUCUCCUCAAGAGCUCCCAAGCAGAAUGUACCAGUAAUACAUGUGGAAGCGAUGAAACAGGAUCCUUAAUCACAACGACAACAACAACAACAGUCCAGGUGAAUCAACCUGCAAACUGCAACCUCACCAUUGGGGACAACAUCUCUGGAAGUGGAUCAUUAACUGGUUUGACUCCUGGAGCAGUCUAUCAAAUCUUCUUUCAAUGUUUGAACUGCUGCAAAGAAGCCACAACCAAGCCAAAUGUAGUCCAAAGCCCCGAUUUCACUGGAGUCACAACAUCCUCUCUAACUCUGACCUGGACGAAACCAGAGGGAAACAGCUCCUCUUACAUAGUAGAGUGGACUUGUGGAAACAUAAAUUGUACUGACAAUGUGACUGGAACAUCUAAAACGAUAACUGGCCUGACUCCUGGGGUCAAUUACAGCAUGAGUGUCAGUGCGGUGGCUGAUGAUCGCUCUACUGAGGGAGAAAAAGUCACUGUUUCUCAAUACACAACGCCAAACCAGGUUCAAAACCUCAGUGUCACUGGAGUCACAAUCUCCUCUAUAUCUCUGAUGUGGAUGAAACCAGAGGGAAACAGCUCUUCCUAUAGAGUACAGUGGACUGAUGGAACAACUAUCAGGAAUGAAAGUGUGACUGUGACAUAUAUAAACAUUACUGACCUGACUGCUGGGGUCCAGUAUAAUAUAACUGUUACUGCAGUGGCAGGUGAUGAAAGGACUGAAGGACAGAGUUCAGCUGUUUCUCGGUACACAACGCCAAACCAGGUUCAAAACCUCAGUGUCACUGGAGUCACAACCUCCUCUAUAUCUCUGAUGUGGAUGAAACCAGAGGGAAACAGCUCUUCCUAUAGAGUACAGUGGACUGAUGGAACAACUAUCAGGAAUGAAAGUGUGACUGUGACAUAUAUAAACAUUACUGACCUGACUGCUGGGGUCCAGUAUAAUAUAACUGUUACUGCAGUGGCAGGUGAUGAAAGGACUGAAGGACAGAGUUCAGCUGUUUCUCGGUACACAACGCCAAACCAGGUUCAAAACCUCAAUGUCACUGGAGUCACAACCUCCUCUAUAUCUCUGAUGUGGAUGAAACCAGAGGGAAACAGCUCUUCCUAUAGAGUACAGUGGACUGAUGGAACAACUAUCAGGAAUGAAAGUGUGACUGUGACAUAUAUAAACAUUACUGACCUGACUGCUGGGGUCCAGUAUAAUAUAACUGUUACUGCAGUGGCAGGUGAUGAAAGGACUGAAGGACAGAGUUCAGCUGUUUCUCGGUACACAACGCCAAACCAGGUUCAAAACCUCAGUGUCACUGGAGUCACAACCUCCUCUAUAUCUCUGAUGUGGAUGAAACCAGAGGGAAACAGCUCUUCCUAUAGAGUACAGUGGACUGAUGGAACAACUAUCAGGAAUGAAAGUGUGACUGUGACAUAUAUAAACAUUACUGACCUGACUGCUGGGGUCCAGUAUAAUAUAACUGUUACUGCAGUGGCAGGUGAUGAAAGGACUGAAGGACAGAGUUCAGCUGUUUCUCGGUACACAACGCCAAACCAGGUUCAAAACCUCAGUGUCACUGGAGUCACAACCUCCUCUAUAUCUCUGAUGUGGAUGAAACCAGAGGGAAACAGCUCUUCCUAUAGAGUACAGUGGACUGAUGGAACAACUAUCAGGAAUGAAAGUGUGACUGUGACAUAUAUAAACAUUACUGACCUGACUGCUGGGGUCCAGUAUAAUAUAACUGUUACUGCAGUGGCAGGUGAUGAAAGGACUGAAGGACAGAGUUCAGCUGUUUCUCGGUACACAACGCCAAACCAGGUUCAAAACCUCAGUGUCACUGGAGUCACAACCUCCUCUAUAUCUCUGAUGUGGAUGAAACCAGAGGGAAACAGCUCUUCCUAUAGAGUACAGUGGACUGAUGGAACAACUAUCAGGAAUGAAAGUGUGACUGUGACAUAUAUAAACAUUACUGACCUGACUGCUGGGGUCCAGUAUAAUAUAACUGUUACUGCAGUGGCAGGUGAUGAAAGGACUGAAGGACAGAGUUCAGCUGUUUCUCGGUACACAACGCCAAACCAGGUUCAAAACCUCAGUGUCACUGGAGUCACAACCUCCUCUAUAUCUCUGAUGUGGAUGAAACCAGAGGGAAACAGCUCUUCCUAUAGAGUACAGUGGACUGAUGGAACAACUAUCAGGAGUGAAAGUGUGACUGUGACAUAUAUAAACAUUACUGACCUGACUGCUGGGGUCCAGUAUAAUAUAACUGUUACUGCAGUGGCAGGUGAUGAAACUACUGGAGGACAGAGUUCAGCUGUUUCUCGGUACACAAAACCUGGUCAAAUUGGGGAACUUGAUGUGUCCACUAACACCUCCUCCAUCUCUCUGAACUGGACCGCACCUCCUGGUGAGGUGUUCAGGUACAGAGUGGAGUGGCAUAACAAUGGAAUGCUGAUGAAUGAAAGCACAAACGAUACCUUUGCUGUGCUAUCCCACCUGAUCCCUGGCACUAGCUACACAAUCACAGUCACUGCCAUUGCUGGAGACAGUCAGACAGAAGGACAAGCUAAAACAACCACUGCAGUCACAAAACCUGAUGUUGUCAGGAAUCUCUCCUUCACUGGAAUCACAACAUCAUCUGUGUCUCUGAGCUGGACUGAACCAGAGGGCAGUGCUACCGGGUACACGGUUCAGUGGACUGAAGAAGGACAAACAUUUAAAAACACCACAAUUGAAACCUUUUUUAGCAUCAACAAUUUAACACCUGGAACCCAGUACAACAUUACAGUGGCAGCUGUUGCUGUAGAUCCCUCAAAUGAAGGAGAAGGAACCCCAAGAAGUACCUUCACAAAGCCUGAAAAGCCUGAGGACAUUAAUAUUGUCACACGUGGAACUGAUUCCCUGGAGAUCAACUGGACUCUGCCUCGAGGAAGGGUUGAUCACUACGUGGUGAACAUCUCAGAUUAUGAUCAUCGACAUAUGUAUGCCAACACAACAACACACACCACUUUCCUCUUUACUGGUUUAUUGCCUGGGAGAGUCUUUUUCAUCAAAGUGACCUCUGUAGCUGGAACCUUCAAUGCGAUGUCUGAUAAGUCUUCAUUUGCCACUGUCCCCACACCUCCUGGUUCCAUCACCAUCAGUCAGAGGACAAACUCUUCACUCUAUCUAACGUGGGCGCCUCCUGCUUUGAUGCAACGCGCUCCGAACAUCAGCUACCAUAUCAGCUACCAGCCCGAGGGUGGCGAAGUACAAAAUAAAAGUGCUGUUGUCAAUAGCGCAGAGCUGUCCCCGCUUCUGUCUGGAACUUCCUACAAUAUUACUGUACAAACAGUUGGACCCGAAAAUUUAACCAGCACAGUCGUUCGUGAUUCUGCCUUCACCCUGCCCAACCCUGUGUUGAACCUUGUGGCCAGCCCUAAAUCCACCACCUCAGUAACAGUGGAAUGGUCCUACCCACAGGGAGCCCAGAGUUAUUACAGAUACUUGGUUUACUACAGUACUGCAGGAGAAGUGAAUAACGUAAAUAUCAGCAGUAACAGCACUGAUGUAACAGGCCUGGAGCCAGGAACUAGAUACAAUAUCAACGUCAGUACGAUAGCAGCAGCAGAAAGUGAAUCCACGAUGGAACAGACAUUCAGUUACACAAUGCCCAAAGCUGUAACCAACCUCAGAGUGGAGUUUGUGAACACAACGGUCAUCCGGCUGAUGUGGCAGAGGCAAAGUGAUCACAAGCCUUCCUACUCCUACCUGGUGAAAGCGCUCCAGGACGGCAUGGUGGUUGUUGAUGAUACAACUGAGGCCGAGGCUUUUACAUUUUGCCAUCUCACCCCUGGAAAACUGUACACUUUUAAAGUGUUUACAGUUGUAGCAGGGGUCAAAUCCGAAGUGGAAACAACAUCAAAUUACACACUUCCUGAAGCAGUUUCUGACAUUACAGCCAUAGGAACCACAACUAACAUGACAGUGAGCUGGACACCAGCAGUUGGGCAGGUGGACUCCUACACCGUCCGGCUGUACAGAGACACGCAGUUGGUAGGAAGCAGCACAGCGCUCGGCAAUAGUACAACUGAGUACAAUUUUCCAGGCCUGAUACCAGGAGUGAAUUACUGCGCCGUAGUGGUCACCCAGAGUGGAUGUUAUGAGAUCAACUCAACUGUUUGCAAUGCAACUUUUCCCAACCCUCCUGGCCCCAUCAUGGUGCAGUCUCAGACUGUGACAAGCAUCACCUUCACCUGGUCCGUCCCAGAGGGCAUGGGCCAUAAUCAGUACAACUUCAGCGUGUCCACCUCUAACGGAUCCGUUCUGACUGGAAACAGCUGGUUCCUGCUGGACAACCUCCAGUCUGGAAGCCCCUACAAUAUCUCUGUUGUUACUGUUGGCGUAAGGGACUAUGAGAGCAGUGCAGUGACAGCAGAAAACUACACCAGACCAUAUAGUGUAAUCAAUCUGAGGCACACGGACAUCACCACAAACGCAGUGACCUUGGAGUGGGAACAGCCAGAGAGCAAGGCCACCUAUAAAUAUGUGGUGCAGACCACCAACGGCUCAUCAUUAUUUGAAACUAAAGUAGUCUUGGACACACGCGACACAAUCACUGGACUUCUCUCUGGGAGCAACUACAGCUUCACUGUCACCACACAGACAGCAGAUGGCACUGAGGCAGCUCCUGUGACCAGGUCCUACUUUACACGUCCGUACAGUAUUGGAUCGAUAAAAGCUGAAACUGUAAACACAACAGCUGUAAAUCUCACUUGGGCACCACCACUGGAAUACAAGCCUGAAUACACAUAUGAGGUUAAUACUUCAGGUUGUGUUUCCCAAAACAAAACCCUCCCGCUCUCCGCGGACGCGGCAGUGAUCUCAGAGCUCACCCCUGGGACUCAAUGCACCUUCUGUGUAUUUGUCAGGGCAGCGGAUGGCAUCGAAGGGGAAGCAAAUUGCACCUAUCCAUAUACGAAGCCCGAGGCAGUGCAACCCAGUAUCUCCAGCCAAGGCUCCAAUAAUUCAGUACUGGUGUCAUGGGCCAAACCUCCUGGGGAGGUGGAGUGUUAUAAGGUUUAUCUAAAUAGUUCCUCACCGCAAUACGACACACUAGUGGAGCUGAACUCUACCCACACCUCCCAUUGGUUUCACACCCUGUCAGCUGGAAUGCAGUACUCUGCUAUGGUGAUCACCUUUAGUGGACCCUUCAAUGCAUCAUCUGAAUUCUUUACUAAUGCAACAUUCCCUAACCCUCCCGGGCAGAUUAAAGUCCUGUCAAAGACAAACAGGUCCAUUGACAUCUGUUGGAAGAAAGCACCUCUGAUGUUUGGAGCAGAUUUCCGAUACACCUUGACGAUCAGAUCAACCCAAAAGGAAAACAACUCUUUGACCAACAACAAUACACAUUUGUUUUCCUCCCUGUCUUCUGGGACUCCCUACAACAUUUCUGUAGCAACAGUGGGUGUGAUGGGUUUUCAGAGUGAGACAGUUCAGUUCAACAUGGUCACUACAAGACCGUUCCACGUGAAUUCUCUUACGGCUUCUACAAACGAGGAGAACAUCACAGUGAAGUGGGACAAUCCUAACGAGUACAAGGAAAGCUAUCGCUACAAUCUGACCUGGCAACGAUCACAGGGAUCCAUUAGUGUUCAAAUCAUCAAAACAAAUAAUUUUACUAUUGAAAACCUGGAUCCUGGCAGCAGCUAUAAAAUAUAUGUCACCACAGAGACCUCUGAUGGAACCGAAGGGUAUCCAGUAACGAUUUUAAAAUGCACAAAUGCAAGCCCGGUGAUGAACUUUAAUUGUAAAGGUCUAAACACAGCAAUCGGCAGCCUCGAUCUGUCCUGGAAAAAACCCAAAGGGCAGAACUCCGGCUUCAAGAUCUUUGUAAACAAUAAUGAGAUGGACUCAAUCAGCACCUGUUGUAAGAAAACUGUACUCAAUCUUAAACACUUUACUGAAUACAAAGUGAGUGUGGAGACUCAGAGCUGUGGACUACCCAGCACUCCUGUGUCCAUUUCCUGCAGGACAGGCAUCACAAAUCCACCAAUUCCAGAAAACUAUAGUACGCUGGUGAAAGUGGGCACCAUCGCGUACAACAAGUUCUCCAUUGACAUUGACCCGAGCCUGAUGGACAACAUCAAUGGGCCAAUCACACAUGUUGGCGUGCUGGUGACAAAUAGUCCAGCCAGUGAUCAAUUGUCUAAUUUAACAGAGUACGUGGGGAAAACUUACGCUCAGUGGCAGGCAAAGGAUACACCAGUAUACCUGGCAGCAGUCAGAGACAACAUCUUCCAAUCACGCAGUGCAGAACGCCAUCUGACCAUCGAAGUAGGAAAUGGAUCCAAAUUCGAGGGCUACACUAAUGGUGCUCUGGCAGCUACUAAAAAAUACCAAUAUGCUAUUGUGUUGUUCACCAUCCUGACUCCGAAACAAGACCUUGUGGAUCUUUCAGUAUCCAAGGUGUCAGUAACAGAACUCUAUCCUGCUGUUACACUCCCACAGGACCCAGCUGUCAUUUACACGGCUGUCGGAGCAACGUUUGGCAUAUUUUGCGUUCUUUUCAUCGUCCUCAUCGGAUUCAUUAUCUACUGGAAGAGGGUGUCCAACAAAGAAUCGUCAGACAUCCAGAUUCAUUCCAUGAGAAGUGUGGCUGUGAGGGUGGAGGACUACGAGGCCUACUACAAGAAGCAGAAAGCCGACUCCAACUGUGGCUUUGCUGAAGAGUUUGAGGACCUGAAGCUUGUUGGUACAGGUCAGUCGAAAACAAAUGCUUUGACGGAGUACAACAAGCCCAAGAACCGCUACAACAACGUGCUUCCCUAUGACGCCUCUAGGGUGAAACUCUCUAUUAUCCAAGGGAGUCCAUAUGAUGACUACAUCAAUGCUAACUACAUGCCGGGGUACAACUCCAGGAAGGAGUACAUUGCGGCUCAGGGUCCUUUGCCUGCGACAGUCAGCGAUUUCUGGAGGAUGGUGUGGGAAAAGAACGUGCAGACUCUGGUCAUGCUGACACGCUGUAAUGAACAGGGACGAGUUAAAUGCGAGCAAUACUGGGAUGACGGCACCAAGCAUUUCAACAACAUCACUGUGACAACAACCUCCGACAUACCACUUGAAGACUGGACCAUCAGGGAAUUUGACAUUAAAAAUGUGAAAACAGCAGAGACCCGUUCAGUGCGUCAAUUCCACUUCACAGCCUGGCCAGAUCACGGCGUACCACAAACCACCGAGCUCCUCAUCAGCUUCAGACACUUGGUCAGAGAGCACAUGGACCAAUACUCCAGACACUCCCCUACUGUGGUCCACUGCAGUGCUGGUGUUGGACGCACAGGCACCUUCAUCGCCAUCGACCAUCUGAUCUUCCAGAUUGAAAGGGAGAAUAUUGUGGACGUGUACGGCAUCGUCCAUGAUCUGCGCAUGCACCGACCCCUUAUGGUGCAGACAGAGGACCAGUAUGUGUUCUUAAACCAGUGUGCCCUAGACAUCAUCAGAUCAAGAACUGGAACCAACGUGGAUCUAAUCUACCAAAAUACUGCCGCACUCUCUAUUUAUGAGAACGUAGAACCAAAGAAAGGUUACCCCAAGAACGGGUACCGCAAUGCAUAAGCCCAAAAAAAACCACUCAGGUCUAAAAAUUCCCUCUUUACUCUUAGCAACAAACUGAGCUGACAUUUGCAAAGGGAUCCCUUCUAACAGAUUCUGCUAUUUCUAUUUUUAUAUAUGCUUUUGUUAAAAAUCAUGUAGUUUUCUGGAUUUAAACCUCUAUUUUGUGGUAUUUAUUUGUGUAAAAUGUUGAAUUUGAUAAUGGAGGGAGCUGUAUGUGGAGAUACAAUAGGGGACAUAAUCACUGACCAAAAAUAUUUGAAUUAUAGGAAAACGUAGUCAAAUAUAAAAUUGAAAUGUCUCUUAAAACUGCAGAUUUAUAUAUUGCUCAGAUGUUUUCUUUACAUUUCUGCUUGUCUACUACUGUAUGACCUACUGAUGAUGACAUUUUUUGCUCAGGUAACAAGUUGGAUGCUGUAUUAUAAGGUAUUAUUUUGACAGGAAAAAAAAUGUAAUUAAUUGAACUUUUUUGGAUGAAUACUGUGUGCCUUCUUAAGCCUGUAUAUGUUGGUGCCAAUAGGUGGCACUCCAGCAUAUUUGUCUUAAACUGAACCUUGUUACAGGAACCUUCUUAAGUUUUUAAUAUGUCAUAUUUUAUUGAAGUUUGUCAGAUUGUCCAGCAGCCAAUACAUUUUGCACCUCUUAAGCCAAUUUGAUCUGUGCAAUGCCUUUUAAUGAAUGACUUUAUUUUUGUUUGUUCUUGUGGAGACUUUUGUACAUGUAUGCACUGUAUUGAAUAAUGCACUGGAUGCAUUUGUCUUUCUAUACACUGUUUUUUUUAACUUUCAGUAUGAUUACAUUUUGGCCAGUGCGUUGUGAAACUGAUUGCAACAUUUUUUGAUAUUCGCCACACAUUUAAUUGUGACAAUUUUACUUUGAUAUUUUGUGUCUUUUGAUUAAAGAGAUGUGUAACAUUAAACAACAGCUCAGGAACUCAAACAAUAAAAAAAAAUUAAUAUUUUCCUGGGGAGGUUUGGUUUUAGAAAAUGCAUUCUGUAACAGUGUGUACUUGGAGGAACUUAGAGGUCACACCCAUUGUUUUUGUUUAUGUCCUUCUUCUCUGCAUUCCUCAAAAAAAAAAACCAGCCAUGUUAUGUCACUUCCUGCUGCGUAUCUGGUCUAUCUAUGGACAUUUCCUGUGAUGUUAACAUCACUAGAGGAGCUUUAUUUUCAGCUUCUAAGGGGCAGAAUUUUCCAUGAGGCAGGUACUUUAAAAAAAAAAAAAAAAUUGAAGAUAAUUGCUGUGUGGUUAGCCUGUAGAUAUUUUUAAGUCCAUGUGUUAUUUUUAUUGUAUCAUAAUGUACUUAAUGAUUGAAAGCACUUCAUGAAAAGAAUAGCAAAUAGUCACAAAGCUGUAGAAUGUUUUUGAAAUGCUUUAUAUGAUGCUUGCUGGUACAAUGCAAAUAAAUGUAAAAGGAGCGAGGAUUUAAUAACUGUGUACCGUUAAAUCUGUGACCAAAAAAAAUGGGAUUAAAGAUGUUAUUACAUUUUUACCCCA
This is a messenger RNA of Centropristis striata (black sea bass), 9394 nucleotides long. It is a transcript of the gene ptprja, whose product is annotated as protein tyrosine phosphatase receptor type Ja. NCBI's taxonomy places the organism in Eukaryota, Metazoa, Chordata, Actinopteri, Perciformes, Serranidae. The record is from RefSeq and is a predicted model, not a curated record. Gene Ontology annotation, molecular function: protein tyrosine phosphatase activity; protein binding. The transcript is spliced from 38 exons. Bases 268 to 7899 code for a protein of 2543 amino acids. Gene Ontology annotation, biological process: protein dephosphorylation.